AGGAAUUCACCGCUGCUUCAGACUUCGGAGACUUUUUGCCAGACUACUGGAAUAGCGAGGUGAGUCGUGCCAUGACGAAGCAGCAGGAAUCGAGCGUAGAAUGCGAGGAAGGGAGCUUCCAGGACGGGACGGAGUCGCAAGAGGAUGGAGUAAAGGUCCCUGCAGCAUCUGCGUGUGUCCAUGUGUCUGAACCCACGAAGAGCUGCAGCGUGCGCGUACUGCGCAUGAGCAUCCGAGGCUUUAAGAGCUACAAGAGGAAGGUUGAGAUCGGGCCGUUGAGCGACUUCACGUGCAUCAUUGGCUGCAAUGGCUCGGGGAAAUCGGUGAGGCGACCAGAGCUCGUUUCGCGUUGUGUCGCUGUCUUUGGAGAGAUUGCGUGAGGCUGGCGAGAUGCGCGGAGUGUCCGCGGCUCCGACUGUAACGCGCCCUUUUUCAGGUGGUGGGAGAAGCGCUCGCGUUUGCGCUGGGUGCGUCCACUCGCAGCAUGCGCGAGUCACACGCGGGGAAUCUGAUCAACCAGGCGACGCGGAGCGAAGAAAGCAACAAGGCCACGGCCAAGGUAUCCGUGGUGCUGUCUGUCUCGGCCUUGCAGCCAGCAGCGAGUGCGGCAGGCGAACAUGUGGACGGCGAACCGGGACUGGAGGAAAUUGAAGGAGAGACCUCACGAAAAUCCGAGGCCGGGGAGAAUGGUCCAGGUAAAGGGGUUGGUGAAUUGGCGGAGAGUGGAGGUGUGGAUGCAGGGUGUGGUGGCGAAGGGAGCGGCGCAGGGGGAGAUUGCAUGAAAGUGGGCGGGCACGAGCAGCAGCACGAGGGCAGUGAGGGUGAGGGCAGGGGAAGCCAAGGCUCUGCGGUCCCUUGUGCGGGUGGAUCCGAGGUGAAGGUGACGCGACGGGUGUCUGCCACGGGAAGCAGUGUUUACUCUAUUAAGCGAGAUGGCGUGAAGAGGAUUGUGAGUGCAAGCCACAUGAGGGCCGAGCUCCUGCAACUCGGCAUUCGUACUGAGUGCAUUGACAGGUUCAUUGUGAUGCAGCAGCAGCAGGCUGUCAAGGUGCAGGCGCCCACUCAACUCGUCAAGUAUGUGGAGCAGCUGGUGGGCACGGCACACGUGGAGGAGGCGAUAGAGGCGGUGGGGGUGGAGCUGCAGCGAGUGGAGGCGGCACGCGAGGCAGUACGUGCGGAGCAGCAGCUGCUGCUGCAGAGGCGCGAGCAGCUCAGACCGGCUGUGGACUGCUGGAGGAGGUUUCAGUGUGACUGGCAAGAAUUCCAGAAGCGAAAGAGAAAGGCUCUAAAGAGUCAUCUGCAUGGGCUGAGGCGGAGCAAGGGAGCGCAGCAGCAGCGCAUGAAGUCCCUGGAGCGCCACAUGCACACCGUGCACAGCCAGAGCAAGGAGGCAGAGGCGGCCAUGGCAGAAGCACGGCAGAGGCACCUGGUAGCAGCAGCACGCUCCACUCGCGCCUCCCACCUCCUGGCAGCAGCGCAGGCGAGCUGGCAGCAGCAGCAGCUGGCGCUGGUCAAAGCUCAGGUGCGUGUGAAGGAGGCGAGGCGGCAGCACGCACAGGCAGAGGCGGCCAGGAGGCGAGCGGCCAAGGCCGCUGCUGCGCGCAGGGCGAAGCUGCAGGAGGAGCGGACGCGGCUGGGAGAGAGCUUGGCGCGCAGUGAAGAGAUGCUGGUGCAGCUGCAGGGGAAGGCGAAGGACGAGGAGAGGCGGCUGAGGGCGAAGCUCCAGGAGCGUGGGUGUGGGGACGGGGAUGGGGAGGGUGGGAGUGGGCUGGGUGCGGCGGUGGCAGCAGUGGUGCAGUGGCAGAAGGAUGUGGCGGCGCUGCGAGAGGAGGAGCAGCACAUGCAGGCGCGACUCAAGUCCCUGGAAGAACAAGGAGCAGAAGCAACCAAGGGCAUACAGGAGAGUGAGGAGAAGCUGCACUCCCUGCAGCAGCGGGUGCAGGAGGCGGAGAGCAGGAGGGGGGAGCGGCAGCAGGCGGGGCACGCUGCUGCUGCUGUCAACAGCGUACUCUCGCUGUCCUGCAACCUCGCCACCACCUUUGUGACGGAGGAUCGGCGGACAGCAGCAGCAGUGGUGGGGUACUUUGAGCAGCACCGUGUGGGCCUCGUGUCCUGUGAGAUACUGGACGAGCACCACGCCCACCCACUCGCCACGCAGCAGCAGCAGCAGCAGCAGCCAGUGGGGGACCUCGAGCCACCCCACCCUGCAUCGCUGCUACCCUGUGUGCCCCCUCCCCACCUCGCCUCCGCCUUGCCCUCUGGAGCCCGCCCCCUGCUGUGUGCGGUACGCUGUGCGCCGGGGUGCCAAGCGGUGCUGGCGCGGCUGUGUGGGUCGUGGCUGCUGGUGGCGGGCCGCGACGACGCAGUGAGGCUGCUGCCGCUGCUGCGACACAACCAGGCGUGGCGGCGGUGCAGCGUUGUCACGGCUGGGGGCGACGUGCAAGCGGAGCUGCAGAGGGCGAGGACGGAGAGUGAGGAGGCAGCAGAAGAAGAGAAGGCGCUCAAUUCCAAGCGGACAAAGCUCAUGGCCUCACUGGUGAAGCUGCAGGGCAGUGCAGUGGAGUUGAGGCAGCAGCUGGCGGACGUGGACGCACGGGUGCAACGAGCAGAGGUGCUGCUGAGGGAGUGUUCAGCCAUGGACGUCGAUGAUUGCGCUGGGGAGGGUAUGGGCGACGGGCCGAAACACGGGGGUGGAGGGAAAGGGGUGAAGCGGAAAGAGGUCAAAGAGGGGUGUGCCGAUGGAGGGGAGGAGGGGCGAGAAGUGGAAGGGGAAGAGAUAGAGGGAGAGGGAGAGGUGGGUGAAGAGGAACAGGAAGAGGAGGAGGAGGAGGAGGAGGAGGAGGAGGAGGAGGAGGAGGAAGAUGAGGAGGGGGAGGAAGAUGAGGUGGAGGAAGAGGAAGACGAUGAUGUGGAAGAGGAAUUGGAGGAGGAGGAUGAUGAUGCUCAUGAUGGCAUGGAGGGGGAUGAGGAGGAGGAGGUAGGAGGAGGCGUUUCACUGGAGGAGGUGGUGGAGGAGGAGAAGGAGCUCAUGAGGCAGCGAAGUGCCAUAGACGCGGCGGCCCUGCAGGAGGACGUGGGGUGUCAGCGGCGGCUGGUGGCGGUGGGGGAGGAGGUGCAGCGCGUGGAGGCACAGGGCCGCGCGCACAUGGUGCGGCGGGACGAGCUGGAGAUGCAGCGCUUCACACAGCUCAGAGCGGCGCUGCUCAAGGUGAACGAGCAUCUGUCGUCCAUCUACAGCGAGCUGACUCGCCAUGGAGAUGCGUACCUGUCAUUCGUGGAUGAGAAGAGCCUCCUCUUCUCCGACGGCGUGCACUUCCACGUUCGUCCUGACCGCCAGUGCUGGCGCCCCUUUGCGUCUUUGUCGGGCGGGCAGCAGGCUCUGGCAUGUCUGGCUCUGUCGUUCAGCCUGCAGGCGUCCUUCCCCUCGCCCUUCUACUUCUUUGACGAGAUCGAUGCGUCGCUCGACACCAAGCAUGCACUGCAGCUGGCAUGCUUUAUCCAGGCACAUCAGUCAGCACAGUAUAUUGUGGUGUCGCACCGGCCGCAAGUGUAUGAGCAAGCGAGUGCGCUGGUUGGAGUGUACAACUUCAAGGGAAGCUCCACCUGCCUCACAGUGCAAGCCGCCACCCCAGUGCCGCCCAUGGUAGCUGUGGAUGAGAGAAAUGUUUCUUCUGGUUAAAGAUUGCACACUGGUCAGCACUACAGGGAGGGAAGGGGGAGGGAGAGAUGUCGGCAUGUCACUGGUUUAACACUGUUCUAUGCGUCGACCUUUCUCAGGCGUCUAGUCAUCAACAUCAUUUGUC
This is a messenger RNA of Closterium sp. NIES-67, 3803 nucleotides long. The record is from the annotation of a GenBank genome assembly. Lineage: Eukaryota; Viridiplantae; Streptophyta; Zygnematophyceae; Desmidiales; Closteriaceae.